AGCGUUUCUUGACCAUCAAUCAACGAACUCAUCGGGCAUGCAGUCGGUCAGUCAGUCAGUCAGUUAGUCGGUCGCUCACACCAACUCAGACCACCGGCCUAGAACAUUUCAGGCUCGAGGUCAGGAGCCAGUUAGAAUUACGAUUUCAGGCAAACACUAAUUGGCAGUGAAAGCUUCUUGCUUGACCUUUUAGAACUUCACCGAAAUAUCUCUACAAGAAGAGAAAGACGAAACGCUUUAAAGAGAGAGAGAAAAUAAAAGACGUGUAGAAUACAGACCAGACAGAGAUAUAGCGGCCAUGGCCCAAGCCACUGUCGAGAGUCGCUAUCUCUCAGCGGGCGCCAACCGAUACACGGCUGCUACUGACUGGGGCGACGACGGCCUCGUCGCCUUUGCCGCAGACUCUAACAUCUGCAUCUGGAAUCCCGCGAAGAGCAGAGGCAUCUCACACAUCCUCAGCGGCCACAAGGCGCACGUGCGUGCCGUCAAGUUUCUCCCCAAGCUGCCAGAUGACCCGUCCACAUCCUACUUGGUCAGCGGAGGAGACGACAAGGCCCUUCGCCUCUGGGCUCUCGAAACCGCCGCGCCACAUGGCGCCGCAUCGUGCCUGCAGACGGUCGAGGGCCACACGGCGCCCAUCAACUGCAUCGCAGCCCUCGCCCUUGGGCCCGACACCGGUGCGAGGCCCCCGAGGCCCAUCUUCGUCUCGGGCGCCGCCGACGCCACCAUCAAGGUCUGGACGUUUGGAAUGGACGGCCUCGUCCUCCUCCAGAUCAUCAAGACCCCCAAAAAGUACCUGCCGCUCGCCCUUGCUUUGAGCCCGCUGGGAGACGACGGACUUGGUAUCGUUCUGGCCGUUGCCGGAACCACCAAUGUCGUCGACAUCUUCACGGCUUCGAAAGGGGAGACCGGCGACGCGGCCCCCCAGUUCACCCUGCAGGCCACCCUACCGGGACACGAGAACUGGGUCCGGUCGCUGGAUUUCGUCAGAGAGAGCCCCGAGCCGGGGAGCGACCUCCUCUUGGCCUCGGCGAGCCAGGACAAGUACAUCCGCCUGUGGCGCCUGCAUCAGGGCUCGGCCUUGUCGGCCCUGGGCGCGGCCGGCAUGGCCGUCUCGGCUGACGCCUUGACGCCCGGCAACAAGAUCCACAAAAUCGCUGCCGGAGCGACCAAGUACUGCAUCAUGUUCGAGGCCCUCCUCCUCGGCCACGAAGACUGGAUCUACAGCGCAAAAUGGUCGCGCGCGCCACCCGCCGCCGAUGACGCCCGAGGGGUCGGAAAGCUUCAGCUGCUUUCCGCCUCGGCCGACAACUCUCUGUCCAUCUGGGAGUCGGACCAAGACUCGGGUAUCUGGAUCACCGGCGCCCGGCUUGGAGAGGUGAGCCGGGAAAAGGGGGCAACCACGGCCACGGGGAGCAUAGGCGGCUUCUGGACCGGCCUCUGGUCGCCCUCUGGAACCACCGUCGUGACCAUGGGACGGACGGGCAGCUGGCGGCGCUGGGACUACGAUGCCGUCGAGGACAUGUGGAAGCAGAACAUUGCCGUGUCGGGCCACACGAGGGCCGUGACGGGCAUCUCGUGGUCGCGAGACGGCGCGUACCUCCUGUCGACAAGCUCGGACCAGACAACCAGGGUCCACGCCGAGUGGGCAAGGCCGGCGGCCACCGGAAGCAGCCUCGAGAAGACAUGGCACGAGAUGUCGCGCCCGCAGAUCCACGGCUACGACCUCAACUGCAUCGACUCGCUCGGGGCCUCAUCCUUCGUGUCGGGCGCCGACGAGAAGCUCAUGCGCGUCUUCACCGAGCCCAAGGCCGUCGCCGUGAUGCUGAACCGCCUGACCGGCGCCGGCACCGGGGACGAGUCGCAGCUGGCGGCGUUCCCCAACGCUGCCAACAUGCCCGUGCUCGGCCUGUCCAACAAGGCCAUUGACGUGGUCGACGACGACGACGACGACGCGGCGCUCGCGCAGCAGCAGCAGCACCAACUGGCAGACGACCGCGAGGCCGUAGACCCCGCCAACGUGGUGCGCAAGUCGGCGCUCGACAUCGACCACCCGCCGUUCGAGGAGAGCCUGAGCCGGCACACACUGUGGCCCGAAGUGGAGAAGCUGUACGGACACGGCUACGAGAUCUCGUGCCUGGCCACGAGCCACGACGGCCGCCUCGUCGCCAGCGCCUGCAAGGCCAGCAGCGUCAACCACGCCGUCAUCCGCCUCUUCGAGACGGAGCACUGGACCGAGAUCAAGCCGCCGCUGACGGCCCACUCGCUCACCGUCACACGCCUGCGAUUCUCCCCCGACGACAGCCACCUGCUCAGCGUCGGCCGCGACCGCCAGUGGGCCAUCUUCGCGCGCGGCCCCGCCAGCACCACAGAGUACAAGCUCCUGCAGGCGAACCCCAAGGGCCACGCGCGCAUGAUUCUUGACGCGGCGUGGGCGCCGCCCCUGCCCCUGCCCCUGCCCGAAGCGCCCCAAGGAGAGCAGCAGCAGGAGCAGCAGUCUCUCCAGCUGUUCGCGACGGCCGGGCGCGACAGGCAGGUGAUAACAUGGGUCAAGUGGCGGCCGGUGGCGCCGGGCGGGGGUUGCAAGGAUGAGUUCGUGCUCGCGGGCCUUACGCUGCAGGGGCACGCCGUGACGGCGCUCGACUUUUUCCCGACGCCAUCCUCCGCAGACGGCAGCGUGCUGCUCGCCGUCGGGUCCGAGGCCGGCCACCUUUCGCUGUUCUCCAUCGCCGCCGAGGACGGCGGCGGCAAGGUCUCCCUGUCGCGCGUGGCCAGCGUCGCGCCCGAGCUGUGUCUGCCUAAGGCCGUGCUCCAGCUCGCCUGGCGGCCGCCGGUCGGCCGUCACGGGGGAGGAGAGGAAGGAGAAGCAAGCAGCGAAACCGACGGCGGCAGCGGAGGCCAGCAGCAGCAAGAUAACAUCAACCACGAGCUCGCUAUCGCGGGAGCCGACGGCUCGCUCCGCAUCUACUCGGUCUCUCUCGGGCGGCAGAUGGCGCUGCCGCUGCGCCAGGCGUCGCGGGAUCGAGAGUCGGUCGAGUGAAGCCAGAUGGGUAUGUUAUAUCACCUAUCACCUAUCACACCUUACCACAUCUGCCUCGACGUGGGAGCGUGGAGGUGAGACAACAGUAGAGAGAAAAGAGCGCAAAAUGUGUUUGUUUUCACUUCAUCUGCCCGACAUGGCGGGGGAAGGACAAGAGGUAGGAAAAGGGAAAAAAACCGGCGGCGUAUAGAACUGGGAUAGAUAGAUCAGGUAGCUCUUCGGAUAGCUAUUUUGUGGUGUGCAUUAAAAGUUAUUAUUCUUGUUGUCGUAUCAGUCGCCCUCUUGUGACACUUAAUCCCACAGACAUCCUUCUCUUCUCCCUCUUUGAGCGAGACUUUCUCUGUAUACCGCCGCCGCCGGCUAGUCAUAGCCCCAUGCCUUCCAUCCCAUCUGUAUAUAUAUAUAUAUAUAUAUAU
Molecule: messenger RNA, 3456 nt
Organism: Lasiosphaeria miniovina
Lineage: Eukaryota; Fungi; Ascomycota; Sordariomycetes; Sordariales; Lasiosphaeriaceae
Product: WD40-repeat-containing domain protein
Exons: 2
Coding region: 299-3040 (913 amino acids)
Biological process (GO): tRNA wobble uridine modification
Cellular component (GO): elongator holoenzyme complex
Molecular function (GO): protein binding
Source: RefSeq, a predicted model, not a curated record